AUGCCAGAGGGGAAUCAAAGCAGAGUAACUGAAUUCAUAUUAACUGGAUUUCCUGGACUCCAUCCACAAUAUUAUGGUCUCACUUCUGCUGUAUUAUUUUUAGUCUAUGUGGUAACUGUGAAAGCAAAUGCUGCAGUUUUUUUCUUAUUUGCAUCCAACAAGAGUCUUCACAAACCAGUGUACUACAUCAUUUUAAAUGUGUCUGCCUGCGACCUUCUCUUUAGCACAACAACUUUACCUAAAAUCAUCAGUAGAUACUGGUUUCAAUCAGGGAGCAUUUCUUUUACUGCUUGUUUUGUCCAGAUGUACCUUGUCCACUAUUUGGGUUCAGUAAAUUCUUUUAUAUUUUCACUGAUGGCUUUUGAUAGGUACUGUGCCGUCUGUCAUCCACUCCGAUAUACAGCUAUUGUUACAAAAUUCACAAUCCAUAUCCUCAGUGUGACUGCAUGGAUUAUUACUAUUCCAAUCCCUCUAAUGAUGGUGAUUAGAGCAUAUCCUCUUCCUUACUGUGCAUCAAACAUAAUCAAUCACUGUUACUGUGAUCAUAUUGGAAUAACAGUUCUGGCCUGCACAGACAGAAACCCUUAUUCUUUUCCAGCUUUUGUGGGUGCAAUGAUUACACUGUUAGGACCACUGGCCUUUAUUCUUUUCUCAUACUGCUCAAUAUUUAUAGAAAUAAGUAAGGUAACAAAUUUGGGAAACUUUGGAAAGUCUCUGUCAACAUGUAGUACCCAGCUGAUAAUAAUCUCACUUUACUAUGUACCUCGAUGUUUUGUGUAUUUUGCUAGUCAAGUGGGGAUUAAUUUUAGUGCUGGUCUACGAAUAGUAAUCAUAAUGCUUUAUAGCCUUGUCCCUCCAAUGAUAAAUCCACUCAUAUAUUGCCUAAGAGCUAAAGACAUCAGAGAGUGUUUGAUGAAACAGUUCUACUUAGAAAAGUCCAGGUUUCAGCAAUUCACAUUGAACAGACCAGUGCAUUAA
This is a messenger RNA of Xiphophorus couchianus (Monterrey platyfish), 978 nucleotides long. RefSeq names its product olfactory receptor 2AT4-like. The record is from RefSeq and is a predicted model, not a curated record. The transcript has a single exon. Bases 1 to 978 code for a protein of 325 amino acids. Gene Ontology annotation, molecular function: G protein-coupled receptor activity; olfactory receptor activity. NCBI's taxonomy places the organism in Eukaryota, Metazoa, Chordata, Actinopteri, Cyprinodontiformes, Poeciliidae. Gene Ontology annotation, biological process: G protein-coupled receptor signaling pathway. Gene Ontology annotation, cellular component: membrane.